AUGGUGGACCCCCUGUCAGACUGCAGCCCCCUCAUCAGUGCAGCGUCCUCGGGGAAGCUCCGUCUGGUUCGCCUGCUGGUGGAAGGUGGAGCUCAGGUGAAUGGACACAACCCCAGCGGAGAGACGCCUCUCCUGGCCGCCUGCAAGGCCCUGAGAGGGGAACCUGCUGGACCCGACUCUCUGAGACUUCUCACAUACCUGCUCCAGAACAAGGCGGAUCCUAACGCCCAGGACCGGGCCGGCCGUACCGCUCUGAUGUACGCCUGCAUGGAGCGAGCAGGAGCUCAGGUGGCCUCCGCCCUGCUGGCUGCAGGAGCCGACCCCAGCAUGGAGGACCACUCCGGAGCCUCGGCGCUGGUCUACGCCAUCAACGCACAGCACCAGCCCACGCUGAAGGUUCUGAUGGACGCCUGCCGGGCCAGAGGUCGUGACAUCAUCAUCAUCGCCACGGAGAUGGGUGUGAACGGCGGCCCGGUGACCAGGCGCUACCUGAACGUUCCCCCGUCACCGGACACCUCGCCGGUGUCCUGCAUGUCUCCAUCCGACAUCUUCCUCAAGACGGGUUCCCCAAACUCCCCCGAGGGCGAAAACAUCUUCAACUUCAGAGGAACAAGUAAACGAGGAAGCAGCAGCAGCAGCAGCAGCAGACAUCCGUCCUCUGAGCUGAGUCCACUGAGUCAGUGCAGCUCUCCAUCUCCCAGGCAGAGGAUGUUAUCUGAACCCUGGCUCGCCAUCCACAACCUGGCCUGUCUGAACAGGGCUUACGAGGAGGGAGUGAGGGAGAGGAUCCCGCUGGAGGAAGGAAGCCGGCAGGAUUUGAGCAGCGAGGGAGGACGGAAAGAGGAUGAGGAUGAAGACGAGGGGUCACGUCUUCAUGAGUCCAGGGUGGCUCAAAGGAGGGAUAACACACAUGAAGGGGAGAAUUACAGCAGCUGCUCGGAGGAUUUCUCUCUCAGGGCUUCUCAGUCUGUCCUCUCGCUCACAGAGAUGAACUCAGCUCACGUAAAGUCAAGCAUCCUGAGGAGGUGUCAGACUCCCGGAGGGUCAAACUCGGACGACAAGCUCCCCGCCUGCCCUCCGGGUCACCCCCGUCUCCGUAGAAACACCCUCCCCUCCGUCACCGUGGUGCCUCCUCUGCUUCACCUCCCUCCUUUAGACUCUCACCUCCAGGUCCCAACCCAGGCUUCACCCUCCAGAAGCAGGAGGAUGGCGUUUCUGCCUCACCCGCCCAGCUCCUCUCCUCCCUCCAGAGCAUCAGCGAGACCAGCGUUGCUCCCCCCGCUGUCCUCCUCCGUCACCUCCCUGGUUGCUCCGUCCUCCUCCGGCUGCAGCGACAGAAGCAGGAGGUCGCAGCGACGUCACUCAGCUCAGCUGGAGCAGCUGACAGGAGGAGCGCUGAUGAACGCUGUAGACCUGUGA
Molecule: messenger RNA, 1419 nt
Organism: Stegastes partitus (bicolor damselfish)
Lineage: Eukaryota; Metazoa; Chordata; Actinopteri; Pomacentridae
Product: ankyrin repeat domain-containing protein 34B
Exons: 4
Coding region: 1-1419 (472 amino acids)
Molecular function (GO): protein binding
Source: RefSeq, a predicted model, not a curated record